Myotis brandtii (Brandt's bat) is the source of this 1041-nucleotide messenger RNA. RefSeq names its product dolichol kinase (gene DOLK). Gene Ontology annotation, cellular component: endoplasmic reticulum membrane. The record is from RefSeq and is a predicted model, not a curated record. Gene Ontology annotation, biological process: dolichyl monophosphate biosynthetic process. Gene Ontology annotation, molecular function: dolichol kinase activity. The annotation marks the transcript as partial. The transcript has a single exon. Lineage: Eukaryota; Metazoa; Chordata; Mammalia; Chiroptera; Vespertilionidae.
AUGGUGGUGGGGGACCGGGCACCAGCCCCCAGGUGUCAGAGAGCGCCCAACAGUGGAAGCGCCGUCUUUCAGUUCAGAAUGUCUGCCAACAGCGGUCUCUUGCCCGCUGCGAUGGUCAUGCCUUUGCUCGGACUGGUCAUGAAGGAACGCUGCCAGGCUGCCGGGAACCCCUACUUCGAGCACUUUAGAAUUGUGGUGGCGGCCACCGGCAUGGCAGUGGCCCUCUUCUCGUCGGUGUUGGCACUGGGCAUCACUCGCCCAGUGCCCACCAACACUUGUAUCAUCUCGGGCUUGGCUGGCUGUGUCAUCACGUAUAUCAUGAAGCACUCGCUGAGGGUGGGUGAGGUCAUCGAGGUCCUGUUGAUCUUCGUCUACCUCAACAUGAUCGCUGUACCUGUGCUCCCCUGCUGCUUCACCACUGGGGAGGCGCUGCUGGUGUUGGGUGGCAUCAGCUUCAUGCUCAACCAGCUCAUCAAGCGCUCUCUGACCGUGGUGGAAAGCCAGGGAGACCCGGUGGACUUCCUCCUGCUGGUGGCAGUGACGGGGAUGGUCCUCAUGGACAUCAUCUUCAGCACCCUCUUUGUCUUCAUGGACUCGGGGACCUGGGCCUCCUCCAUCUUCUUCCACCUGAUGACCUGUGUGCUGGGCCUCGGCGUGGCCCUGCCCUGGCUCUAUCGGCUCAUCCGGAGGAACCCCCUGUUCUGGCUUUUUGAAUUCCUCUUCCAGACAGAAACCCGCCUCUACCUCCUAGCCUACUGGUCUCUGCUGGCCACCUUUGCCUGCCUGGUGGUCGUGUACCAGAAUGCCAAGCGGUCAUCUUCCGAAUCCAAGAAGCACCAGGCCCCCACCAUUACCCGGAAAUAUUUCCACUUCAUUGUGGUCGCCACCUACGUCCCAGGUAUCAUCUUUGACCGACCACUGCUCCACGUGGCCGCCACUGUGUGUCUGGCAGUCUUCAUCUUUCUAGAGUAUGUGCGCUAUUUCCGCAUUCGGCCCCUGGGCCACACUCUGCGCAGCCUCCUCUCCCUCUUCCUGGAUGAA